AUUCUCCGGAGUCGUUUAAAAUAUUCGUUGGCUCUGAUGAGUGAAUCACUCCGCAGUGUGAGACAGUAGUGUGCUGAGGGGAGGCGGGGGUCUGCGUGAAAACGUGUUUUUCCUUUUUUUAUAUAACUUUUUCUCGGUUUAAAUGAGAAGUAGCUCCACACCGCGGACAGUCUCACUGCCCAGCCGGACACCGCGGAGCUAACACCGGGAGGACAGCUCAGAAAUACAGUAGUAUCCGCGCUUUACUGGAGCUUCACAGUCAGCGGGGUCUGCAGCGAAGGUAGCCGGGUUUGAGUGCACGUACUGCGGCUACAGCUUCGGUCCCGCCUCAGUGCCCUGCGGAGGUCCGGGGGAGUAUGCGUGAGGAUGAGCCAGAGAGAGUCACUGGUUCAUCUGUUUGCUGGAGGAUGUGGGGGUACAGUAGGGGCUAUUCUGACCUGUCCGUUGGAGGUGGUGAAGACGAGGCUGCAGUCUUCCUCAAUAACCUUCUACAUCUCCAGUGUUCAGCUCAGUGCGGUGAACGGGGCCAGCGUGGCCCGAAUGGCCCCACCGGGACCCCUGCACUGCCUCAAGUUAAUCCUGGAGAAGGAGGGGCCUCGCUCUUUAUUUAGAGGCCUCGGCCCCAAUCUAGUCGGAGUGGCCCCCUCAAGGGCGAUUUAUUUUGCUGCAUAUUCUACAGCUAAAGAGCGACUGAACGGUCUGCUGGUUCCAGACUCCACCCAGGUGCACAUGCUGUCAGCGGGGAUAGCAGGUUUCACAGCCAUCACUGCGACCAAUCCAAUCUGGCUGAUUAAAACCCGCCUACAGCUGGACGCCAGGAACCGCGGGGAGUGCCGGAUGAGUGCGGUGGAGUGUGUGAGGCGUGUGUAUCAGACGGACGGUCUGCGGGGGUUUUAUCGGGGGAUGUCUGCUUCCUACGCUGGAAUCUCGGAGACGGUCAUCCACUUCGUGAUCUACGAGAGCAUCAAACGGCGCCUCCUGCAGGCCAAAGCAGCCACGCACAUGGACGAGGGGGACGGCUCGGUGAGGGACGCCUCCGACUUCGUGGGCAUGAUGCUGGCAGCUGCUACCUCCAAGACCUGUGCCACCUGUAUAGCUUAUCCACACGAGGUGAUCAGGACGCGGUUGAGAGAGGAGGGCACGCGGUACCGUUCUUUCUUCACCUCUCUGAGUAUGGUAUGUCAGGAGGAGGGCUGCAGAGCACUUUACCGAGGACUGACCACACACCUGGUGCGCCAGAUCCCCAACACCGCCAUCAUGAUGUGCACCUACGAGCUGGUGGUCUACCUGCUCCACCGCUGAGCUCCCUCUCUGUACAUCCUUACCUACGACCAGGGAUACACACUUAUAUACACACACUGCUUCUCUCCAUCUCUGAGUGAGAGAAAGAGAGAGAGAGAAAGAGAAAGAGAGCGCCCCCGGAGGAGAACAGAUGAAUGACUGGUGAUGGAUGGUGUGCUGUUUGUUCGCUUUGUUUUUUUGUUUUUUUACAUAUAUAUAUAUAUGGACUCACGCACACAUGAACGCACAUCUAAAUUGACUAGACACUUAAAGACUGGUGAGAUACAUAGAUAGAUGGAUAGAUGGAGGGGGCGGAGUUUGGUGUGUUUUGUACCAAAGUGUACCAGAAUGUACUUAAUUGUACUAAAAUGUACCAAAAUGACAACAGCUUCCAGAGAAAUGGCACUAAAAGAAAAAAGAGGAGAUGAUUUGCUAAAAAAAGUAGUAUCUGUUAUCUAUUUUUGAAUGUUAGCUCCUCCUCCUUCUCCUCUUCUUCUUCUUUUUGAUCUAGCCAUACAUCACAGCUGCUUCAGAACGUGCCUUUUUUAAGAUCAGACUGAAGAUACCCAGGAAAAAAGUGUGGAUCACGGUAUUAACAGUGCUAAUAAUUUACCUCACAGGCAGGGGGCGCUAUUGCACAGAGCAGGCUGGCGGACUGCAGCUCCAGCCUGGUGUUUCUGCUUGAAGGCAGGAAAACAGGACAUUUCCACUCAUGGAGAGCAUGUUCUGAAUUGGGGAAUGGUAUUAAAAAAACUAAAUAUGGCCGUUUUUAAGGGGUUCACUUCCCCUCCAAGCACUAAUGGUGGGUAAUGUAAUGUUGUUUUGUCAUUAUUUUGAUAAGUUGCAUCACGAUACACGAUUUUCUCAGUGUAACUUUUGGUAUUAAAUAGUAUUGUCAGAACAGACACUACUGAUUAUGUGUCAUAAUGCUAUUAAAUCUGUACAUUAUAAAAAUAAAAUAAAAAAAAAAAACGCUGUACAGUAUAUGAGUUGUACAAACUGGGGGAAAAAAAAGAAAAAAGAAGUAAAAAAAUAUAUAUUUUUAUUGUAUAUCGGACCAUUUUGUCCUUGUUCUUGUUAAACUUGUUUAAAAAAAAAAUAUUGACCAGUAUUCAUUUUAUAACACCCGUAAAUCUCUCACACACACACACACACACAAGUUCUUGCACUGAAGCCACUUUGGGGACACCUGCGGACACCAAAUGUACCGGUACCCAAAAUUCAUUCCCGAUGUUAACUGAAUCCUUAAAGUAAUCCCUGAAAUGUAAUACAAUUUGUUUUAGUCAAAAAUCAAGUAAUCAGUACCAGUAAUUAAAAAAAUAUAUUAAAUGCCCAACCUAAAGAAAAAUGUAAUCAAUUGCGAAUAAUGUAAAAAAAGGUAUGUUAAUGUUAUUGGGAAAAAAUAUAUAUAUAUUAUAUUAAUGAUCAAUGUACUCAAUGUAUAUUGCACUACGAGAUUGGUCAUUUGUAAUAUUAUAAUUUUUUAAAAAUUAGGCUUUAUUAUUACAAUUUUCCCUGAGCUAAGUGCAAUUUUUGUGUGCAUAAAUCAACAAUUAAACCCCCCGUCUGAACCAAAACCUCUGUGAGGACAUCUGAAAAUGUACCAAUAAUUAAUUCCCAAUAUUAAUAUAUGAAAUUAUCCCUGAAAUUUAACACAAUUUAGAAUUCAAUACAGUCAAACAUGCAACCAGUACCAGUCAUUUAAAAAUCUAUUGUAAAUAUUCAACCUUAAGAAGAAUGUAAUCAAUUGCGAAUAAUUUAAGAAAGAUAUAAAGUUAAUGUUAAAGUUGUAUUAAUAAUCAAUGUCCUGUAUAUUGCAUUAUGAGAUUAGUCUUUUGUAAUAUAAUUAAGUUUUUGUAAAAUUAGGCUUUAUUAUUAAACAUUUCACAGAGCUAAGUGCAAUAUUGUGCUGCGCUUUUUGGAUUAUUUCACUAUUUAGGGAAAGGUUACAAUAUUAAAUUAUAUUAAAUGAUUUCACUAUUAUAUAUAAAGAUAUUAUUAUAGUUAUAAAUCCUGUGCUGACACUACUGUUUGAGUCAUAAUGCUAUCAAAUCUAUACAUUAUAAAUAAAAAUAUCUUUAAACAGGCUGAAACCUGAAACUAAUAACUUGUGUACAGUACAGGAGUUGUAUAAACUACAAAAAAAGGUAAAUAUAUAUAUAUAUAUAUGCUAAUAAUUGGAUAUUGAACCGUUUGUCCUCCUGUUUCUUCUUAAAUAGUUUAUUUUUUGCUAAAAAAAAAGAAUUGAGCAUUGAUUUAAUUUCACACAUAACUCAACUAAACUGACAUCUGCACUGAGACCUUUUUGGGGACAUCUGAAAUUUACCUACAGUGUUCAUUGUUUUGUGGGAACAUGAUAAGAAAAAAGUUUGUUAAUCAAAGCCAUAUAAGAGGAGUAAGAGCACAGGUUAGUAUUAUGUUGUUGUUGUUUUUUUUUUUAACCAGUUUAAUUAUUAUUUUUUAAUGCUGACGUUGCCAGGUUGGACAGAAAAAUCCCAUUGUCAUGAUGGGACAUGAUGACAACACAGGAGAUACAGAUCUAUGGACCUUUUAUAUGAGUAUAUAAGUAUGUAAAUUAAAUUGUUGUGGUUGAACAUGUUUGUGUUUGUAAAUAUUUGUGUGUUUGCGAAGGUGUUUAAAGUGUGUCAUUAAAUAUGCAUAUGUCUCAUUUA
Molecule: messenger RNA, 3953 nt
Organism: Astyanax mexicanus (Mexican tetra)
Lineage: Eukaryota; Metazoa; Chordata; Actinopteri; Characiformes; Acestrorhamphidae
Product: solute carrier family 25 member 36-A
Exons: 7
Coding region: 367-1302 (311 amino acids)
Biological process (GO): pyrimidine nucleotide import into mitochondrion
Cellular component (GO): mitochondrion
Molecular function (GO): pyrimidine nucleotide transmembrane transporter activity
Source: RefSeq, a predicted model, not a curated record